Messenger RNA from Nanorana parkeri, 1500 nucleotides. It is a transcript of the gene TBX20, whose product is annotated as T-box 20. Gene Ontology annotation, molecular function: DNA-binding transcription factor activity, RNA polymerase II-specific; RNA polymerase II cis-regulatory region sequence-specific DNA binding. The coding region runs from base 1 to 1326 and encodes 441 amino acids. Gene Ontology annotation, biological process: vasculogenesis; regulation of transcription by RNA polymerase II; positive regulation of DNA-templated transcription. Gene Ontology annotation, cellular component: nucleus. The record is from RefSeq and is a predicted model, not a curated record. NCBI's taxonomy places the organism in Eukaryota, Metazoa, Chordata, Amphibia, Anura, Dicroglossidae. The transcript is spliced from 8 exons.
AUGGAAUACACAGCUUCUCCCAAACCUCAGCUCUCCUCCAGGGCGAACGCCUUCUCUAUAGCCGCUCUUAUGUCCAGCAGUACAGGCAAGGACAAGGAGACAUCGGAGAGUACAAUAAAACCACUGGAACAAUUUGUCGAGAAGUCAUCCUGUGUUCCUCUGAGUGACAUAUCCAGCGUGGACCCUCAUGGGGAUUUCAGCAGUAGCAGUCCUGCCUCUCUGUGUACAGAACCUCUUAUCCCUACCACUCCAAUCAUCCCCAGCGAGGAGAUGGCUAAGAUUUCCUGCAGCCUGGAGACCAAGGAACUAUGGGAUAAGUUCCAUGACCUAGGGACGGAAAUGAUCAUUACCAAGUCUGGCAGGAGAAUGUUUCCUACCAUCCGGGUUUCAUUCUCUGGAGUUGAUCCAGAUGCCAAAUACAUUGUUCUAAUGGACAUCGUACCAGUGGACAACAAAAGGUACAGAUAUGCCUAUCACAGAUCUUCAUGGCUGGUGGCUGGAAAAGCAGAUCCUCCUCUACCUGCUCGAUUAUAUGUGCAUCCUGAUUCUCCAUUCACUGGGGAGCAGCUACUGAAGCAAAUGGUUUCUUUUGAGAAAGUCAAGCUCACAAACAAUGAACUGGACCAGCAUGGACAUAUUAUCCUGAAUUCCAUGCACAAGUACCAACCAAGGGUCCAUAUUAUCAAGAAGAAGGACCACACUGCAUCUCUGCUGAAUUUGAAAUCAGAAGAAUUCAGGACAUUCAUCUUUCAGGAAACUGUUUUUACUGCUGUUACAGCCUACCAAAACCAACUGAUAACCAAACUGAAAAUUGACAGUAACCCUUUCGCCAAAGGAUUCCGGGACUCCUCCAGGCUCACUGAUAUUGAGAGAGAAAGUGUGGAAAACCUUAUUCAGAAACACUCUUAUGCAAGAUCUCCAAUCCGAACCUACGGAGGAGAUGACGAUGUCUUGACAGAAGAUGGCCAGGUGGUACAGAGCAGAGGAUCAGCUUUUACAACCUCUGACAACCUAUCCCUCACCUCCUGGGUAUCCUCCACUUCCGGUUUCCCUAGUUUUCAGCACCCACAAACAUUGUCAGCGCUGGGCACUAGCAGCGCUUCUCUGGCCACACCAAUUCCGCAUCCAAUGCAAGGGUCCUUGCCUCCCUACAGUCGACUCAGCAUGCCACUCACGCCUUCAGCUCUUGCAAGCACCAUGCAAGGUAGCGGGCCCUCAUUCCCAUCUUUCCACAUGCCUAGGUACCAUCACUACUUCCAGCAGGGACCUUAUGCAGCCAUCCAAGGACUGCGCCACUCCUCUGCUGUGAUGACUCCAUUUGUAUAACUGGUACGUUGCACUUGAACACCUAAAUAAUAUAUGACUGAAGCAGUGACAUCAAUUACAGGGUGACCAGUGCAACAAUUCUCACAUGCCACUAUUAUAAGGAACCAAGUGAAGGAUGAGAAGAAGAGCACUAAACCUAUUGAUGUGACUUCACAAUGUAAGCAGCAAUGUAUG